AUGGCUCCCAACAUCUUCAUCUGCCUCCGGAAUGUCAUUUGUCCUCUCUACUGGUUCGACAAAGGCACCCGGGUUGACGGCCAUCCUACCAAGGAUGAACACUGGGAAUCUCCUGUCCCAGGCACAUACCGCUACAUCCCCGAGCGAGGCUGGCACCUCAUCCGCCGCGACGGUGCAGAAGAGGAAGAAUCCGAACCUCGUCCCAUCGUCUACUGCCGCAUCGUCCAUCGCUACCUCUUCGCCUCGGACAUGGAAAAGCGCUGCCGCUACCACCGCGUCACCUUGAAAGAAGGCGAUGAGCCUUUGAAAUGCCUCUUUUUCCAACUCGACGAUGGAUUCACCUGGGUCAUUGGCUGGGACUCUCGCGGCAGAUUCAUACCGGGUCCGUACCGCAAGUGGUGCUACGACAAAGAGAAUACGACUAUGCGGCGAAUGACCCCUGACGAGGACAGCUCUGCUGCUACUUCGCCCACGACAUCACGCAACAGCAGCGUUUCUUAA
Messenger RNA from Talaromyces marneffei, 501 nucleotides. RefSeq lists its product as uncharacterized. The transcript has a single exon. Bases 1 to 501 code for a protein of 166 amino acids. The record is from RefSeq and is a predicted model, not a curated record. Lineage: Eukaryota; Fungi; Ascomycota; Eurotiomycetes; Eurotiales; Trichocomaceae.